This is a messenger RNA of Oppiella nova, 2127 nucleotides long. The record is from the annotation of a GenBank genome assembly. NCBI's taxonomy places the organism in Eukaryota, Metazoa, Arthropoda, Arachnida, Sarcoptiformes, Oppiidae.
AUGACCCAAACGAUGGACGAGUUGUCCAAACUUCAGGAGUUAUCUCUCGUGUCGAAGAUAUGCACAGAACUCGAGAAUCACUUGGGAUUCAAUGACAAAGAUAUGGCGGAAUUCAUCAUAAAGUUGUCCGAAAAGAACAACACAUUCGAGACAUUCAAAGAAGUGUUGGACCAAAAUGGCGCCCAAUUUAACGAGUCUUUUGUGGCGAAUCUCUUGAGAAUCAUUCAACACAUGAGACCAAAGACUGGCAGUCAGUCGACGGACGCCGAGAAGGAAAACGCCUCCAAACCGGUCGACAAGAAUGACAUUCAGAUGAAGAAAAUCUUGUACCCAUUCCUCGCGAUUCCAAACGAUCCAAACGUCCGACUUAUGCUCGAAGGAGAGACCAAAUCAGAGGACAUUAAAGUGAAAGUCGAGCCGAAGCUCAGUGAAGACGAUAAGGUGGCCAUCGAUACGAUGGCUCUCUUGGAGUCGAUGGCGCCUAAGAGUGAGCCCCAGAAGAGCCCUAAAAGAGAAAAUGAUUGCAAAGAAAGUGUGAAAAGUGAGCGAAAAAGAAGUCGGAGUAGAGAUCGACAUAAGAGCUCAAGAAGUAGGAGAAGUCGUGAUAGAAGUGGUGAUAGAAGUCAUGAUAGAAGUCAUGAAAGGAGUAGAGACUGGAGUCGCGAUCGAAGUCGUGAUAAAAGGCGUCGAAGGAGUCGUUCGCGAAGUAAUGAAAGACAUCGCGAAAGGAGUCGAAGUAGAGAUCGAAAGGAUAGGCGAAGAAAAGAGGAGAAGGAGAGGGUAGCGGAAGAAUUGCCGUCAGAACCAGUUGUGGGCGAUAUAUACAGCGGGAAAGUGACUAAUAUUAUGCAAUUCGGAUGUUUCGUCCAAAUGGAUGGACUCCGCAAGAGAUGGGAGGGUUUGGUCCACAUCUCGCAGUUGAGACGCGAGGGAAGAGUUAAUAACGUGAGUGAAGUCAUCCAAAGAGGACAACGCGUUAGAGUGAAAGUCCUGUCAUUCACGGGACAAAAGACCAGUCUUUCGAUCAAAGACGUCGAUCAGGAGACGGGCGAAGACUUGAAUCCUUCGCGCGAUCGAAAGGAUCCGAACGACGACCUGAUGAGCGCCCGUAACCCCGACCGACCCCUUUCACUACCAUUGGCCGGAAUGCAGAAAAUGGAUGACGAAGACGUUGAGAGCCGAAGACGUAUUGUUCAGCGAAUAUCAUCGCCAGAGAAGUGGGAACUGAAGCAAAUGAUGUCCGCCAACGUGUUGGACAGGUCUCUACUGCCAGAGUUUGAUGAAGUGUCCGGUCUUUUGCCUAAAGAUGAAGACGACGACGACGAGGACAUAGAGAUCGAGUUAGUAGAGGACGACCCGGCCUUCCUGAAAGGUCACGGAAAGGCAAACCUCCAAGAGUUGAGUCCCGUGCGCAUUGUGAAGAACCCGGACGGCUCUCUGGCGCAGUCAGCUAUGAUGCAGUCGGCGCUCUCCAAAGAGAGACGUGAACUGAAGCAACAGCAGAGGGAGGCAGAGAUGGAAGGCGUUCCCUCUAAUCUGAACAAGAAUUGGAUCGAUCCGAUGCCNGACGGCUCUCUGGCGCAGUCAGCUAUGAUGCAGUCGGCGCUCUCCAAAGAGAGACGUGAACUGAAGCAACAGCAGAGGGAGGCAGAGAUGGAAGGCGUUCCCUCUAAUCUGAACAAGAAUUGGAUCGAUCCGAUGCCUGAAACAGAGACCCGACCACUGGCUGCCAACAUGAGAGGUGUUGGCGCCGCCACUCAAGACAUGCCGGAGUGGAAGAAACAUAUCUCCGGUGGCGCUAAGGCUUCGUACGGAAAGAAGACCCAAAUGACUCUCAUUGAACAGCGCAUGAGUUUACCCAUCUAUACGUUCAAAGACCAGUUGAUUAGAGCGGUGUUCGACAACCAGAUACUUAUUGUCAUCGGAGAGACUGGUUCUGGAAAGACCACUCAAAUCACUCAAUAUUUGGCUGAAUCCGGAUAUACAGCGCGCGGGAGGAUUGGAUGCACUCAACCCAGAAGAGUGGCCGCAAUGUCUGUCGCCAAACGUGUAGCCGAAGAGUACGGUUGCCGUUUAGGGCAAGAAAUCGGGUAUACCAUCCGAUUCGAAGACUGCACGAGUCCUUGA